GCGCGAUGAGCUCGAAGCGGUGCUUUCGCAGUCAAAGGUAGCCAUCAGGUCGAAGCUCACCACGUCGACAUCGCGCAUCUCUCACCAGACUCGCCAUUGGACUUGCCACCACUUCGUGACGUCGCACCUGGUUGCGACGAGACCUCCCUCGCGCUGACGCGCUCCCGUCCUUCGCGCUGCUCGACUCUCGACACGCACUGCGUCCACCGAUGAUUAGUGCGUCCGCAAACCUUUCGACAAUUUUUUAGUGGUCACUGGGCGUGUCGCUGUAUUCCCCGAGACGAGUUUCGCGAUGCUCCUUCAUGUCACUCAAGCGCCGCUGUGGCUACUGGGCGGGAGCGGUGACGUGGAAAGCCAGCGACUGUUGGGCGUGCCGUCGCAAGUGCCAGCUUCGACAUCCUCGGCUCCUCAACAACCACUUGGAAGCUCGCUCGGAUUGGCUGAUGGAAGUCUGAUCGUUCUACGAACAUUACCACCUGCGAUUCUUGAGAUUCGAUUCAUCCCUUCCUCGCGCCUACCUGAAGAUGGCAAAGCUCCCGCCUUCUCGCAACUCGCACAACCCAUCCUGCUUCGAUUCCCUUCACCUAUCUUGCCAGAGCCCAGCGUGUGGAUUGAUGCGAGGCAGACGCUUCACAUCGUCGCAGCAACAUCGACUGCUCUUCAUCGCGUCUCUUUCACCGCUGCAGAUCUUUCGACGGUCGAUGGCCCUCACAGCGACAGAAAGGAAAACUCGACGUCUGGCGGAUCGCAAAGACGCGAAGUUCCUAAUACAGCCCCGAGAAGCAAAGAGUCUGCGCAGCUCAAGCGAGAGUGGCAUGCAGAGCUGGCUUUGGACAAGGUGCAAAGGAUACACGCGUGCGAGGAGGGAAGGGUCGUCGUGCAAUGCGCUAAUGGGCUUCUCAUAGCGGAACAGAACAGAGCUGGGGAUGGCAGCGGCGCUUUCGAAGGCCCUUGGAGGACGACGGAUCUUCGUGCGGGCUCUUUCUUUCGAACAUUGACAAGGUACUUUGCAAGACCUGCGCCGACCUCGCCAGGCUCCAGCAACAGCCAGAACGCGUCUUCGGCGCCUGCACCCAUCUCAUCUGAUCGGACAGCACUCUCCAUCGCCAGCGCGAGGAGCUCUUCUUCCAACGAAAGUGAAAGGAACAUCGUUCUGCGAUCAGCUGCUCUUCAAUCAGUCUCGCUCGUGUUCAGCGUUCACGCAGACGCCAGAUUACGGAUUUGGGAUAUCAUAUCAGCCUCCUGCAUUCGAGAGAUCGCACUGCCCGCCUCCGCGCACCCUUCAGACGUCAAUCAACCUCUGCAAUCCUUCCCUCCCAACGCACUGCCGCAAAUCAAAGCAUAUUCGACAUCUCACAACAUUCGGUUGCUGAUCCACGUUCCUGCGGCAUCGAGGCGGUUCUUUGCUUGCUUCGACGUGUCCCUGCUCGACGCUCCCGGCGCUGUUGGGGAUGUCUCUCUCGCGUGGACGAGGGAGGAAGACUCGGAAACAAAAAGAAUCCGACUCGCAGACAUGCACCUUGGCACGCUGCAAGAAGAGACGGACGAGGUUUACGCAGAUACAUCAAGCGAGACCCUGUGGGGUGUAUGGGAAGACGAGGUAGCGGCACACAUCGCCUGGCUGCCCCUCAAUGCUAUGGAAGCCCCUCAACAGGACAACGAGGAUGCGCAUUGUAGCUGGUCGAGCGCGUACGUGGCUCAAGCUCAUCCACCUCUGCACGGCCCCUCCUUUGACCGCGAGCUGGAAGCAUCAGAUGACGUUCCGUCUUUCUUUCUCAAACGCAUCUUGCACACUUCGCGCUUUGCGCCUUACUUGGCAAGCACCUUGGACACUUAUGCCAGUGCACUCAGCUCUAAUUUGGAUCCUUCAGCGACAAGACCGCCGGCGCUACGCGGACAGCCAGUCUUCCAAAGCAUUGCCGAACGCAUCGCGUCGACUGUCGCAGCUGGUGUGCAGCUUCGGACGGACUCGCAUACAGGUUCGUGGCGAACGGACGCAUUUCAAGCGGCGGUCGCGCGAGAAUGGACAGCGUUUUCUAGAGCUUUGGAAGCUCGGGCUGCUGAAGAUCAAGCUCCGCUCGCCUUUCUCCCUAGCGAGACAGCGACUCCUCGUCUGCUUCUCGCUGGUGCAAUCGGGACAUUGUCGAGCCCGGACGCCGCUAGCUUACUAGCUCGCUGCGCCGAGUCAGAGCAUAGCAAGACCGCUGCAAAGGGCAGAGCUGUCCUUCGCGCGGCAAUUGAGCAAGACAAUCUCCAGAAACGAGUCGAGGCCAGUGGGCUCUUUUCACGAAACGAGGCCCGGACUCGGGCCCACUGGCAAUUGGUCACAGCAGCAGCGCGUUUCGAGGCUGCCCUGGGUACCAACGCGUCUCUCUCUUUCCAAAAAAAUCUUGAGCUCGCGUUGGAUGCCGUCACACCUCUUGACGUAUCGCUUGUGGACCUCGGAGACUCUCUGAUGCUCGAUUUACAGCCCGAGAUGGCCGAUCUACACGCGGUGCGCGAAGUCUGCGCAUCGCUUGGAGACGACCUCUUACGGGCGCUAGAUGAUUUCGGCAAACUUCUUUGCAGUGGCACUGGCGACCGCAGGUCUGGCUCGAGCGAAUUGGCUGAAGUCCCCACGCGGCUUCAUGCUGCCCUUCUAGCCGACGCGACUCAACGAUCACUGCUCGCUCGCGAGAGGGUGGCUCGGUCGUUUGUUCUGUUCCUUGUUGCGCUGGCCCAGCUCGAUCCUCUGGACAAUCUGGACACGGGAGCUCAUCGUGCGAUCAGAGCCCGCGCAAUUGUCUCCUUACACGACAUUGGAACUCUUGUGGAGCUUCUCCAAAUCAGCGGGGAGACCGAAGUCGAUGUGCAAACCUUCCAAGAAGCGCAGCCCAAUGACGCCGACGCCGUUGUGCAGGCUUUGGGAGACAUGAGCAUGGAAGCGACCAGACACACUUCCGCGCUCCAUCGGGCUCGCCCAAAGCUGCAUGGCGCGACAUCUGGCUUGCUUCAUCGCCUCAUUCUCUGUGGAUUCCUACCACUACUGGACGCUACGCAUCCAGGAGCCGCAGCGGGAGAAUUACUGCGUGAAUCGCGCUGGCUCGACCCUGCUGCCCUUCAUGCGACAGCGGAAACGCUGAUUGAUGACCUCCGAACAGAGGCACACCUCACAGAACCUCAUGUUCGGCUUGCUGCGCAACUCCUCUCCUUAGGCCUACCCAGCGCUGCCCUCACGAUGGUCGAUAGGUACGAGUCUUGCGCCGCUUCCCAUUUCGCGCGGGGUUCUGCCCUUGCAGCACUGGGUGAAGCCGGGCUCGCUUCUCAUUCCUUCGAACUAGUAGCCACGUGGCUCUGUUCCCACGACGACCUGUUCAUGAGGGAUGACGAAGAUGGGGAGGGCGCAGAUUUAGCGCUGCUGUUGCCACAGCAAGUCCGCGAAGCGACGCCCGGUGACUCCAGGCUAGCGACCUUCUACGCACACACUUCAGACAUUUUAAUGACUGUUUCUCCGUCCCAGGCCGCUUACUUUGCAGAAAAGGCGCUGUCUUUGCCUCCGACGCCCCACAGUAUCGACAUGCACGCCCGCGUUUUUGCAAUCAGGCUGUCAGAAGGCGAUUUUGCAGGAGCUCAUGCGCUGCUACUGACUGCGCCGCGCGAGAGGUCGCUCAACGACCUGCUGAGGCAACUUGUAGGAGCCAUGUGCGAGUCCGGCGAGGUCCAUCAACUCCUUGCAUUUUCUUUCCCGACAUUGCAACCCGAGAUGGAGCGCACACUUGCUUUCAAAGCACGCAAUUCGGACCCUAUAGGCGAACCGAACUAUUACUACAUCCUCUACGCCUAUCAUAUUCAUCGCGGUGAUUUGAAGAGUGCUGGUGCAACAAUGUAUCAGCAUGCUCAGCACUUGGCCAGUCUGCAGCGUGAGCGAUCUACGCUCUUCUCUGCCCAAUCAGCUGUGGAUGCGUUUUCAGAAGUAGCCAUUCUGCAAGCACGUUCAUACCUCGCAGCUUGCAACGUGCUUGCUCUCGUGCCCGAGAGGGAUGCCUGGUUCGGAGACGCUGCGUUAGGCCAUGACGAGGAUGAAGAUGAUCUCUUGCCAUACACUUUGAGCACUAGUCAGGCUCGCAAACCACGGCAGAGUCAAACAAGUCUGACUUCCUACGUUCCCGACGAGCUGUGGAGCAAUCAGACUCAGGAAAUCAAGAUCGUCUCUGCUGGUGAUGUCAAGCGCCGAUAUCGCCUGACCCUGGCACAUCUCGAGCUUUUGCAGCUCUACCCCGAAUUCGCUACGACCGCGACGCACCUCGACUCAUCUAACGUGGUACUUUUGUACACUCGUAACGAUCAAUACGACAAGGCAAUCUCGGUAGCACGAGCACUGCAGGUGGACAUGAGCGGAAUCUUUAACAGUCUUGCCACAAAAUGCGUUGGCCUUGCUCAAGGCCGUCAAUCGAGAUUACGAGCACAGCAGUCGUCCGAAAUCGGAGCCAAGGCCUUGCACCCUCUCAUGGCGGAGCUGCGAGACGAUGAGGAUGCAGACGGCGACGAAGGCGAAGCAGCGUUUCUCAUAUCUGCUGAACGAAGCGCUGGUUGGCAAGGACCAGCAGCGGACCGAGCGUGGAGAUAUCUACAGCUGCACCUGGAAGCUCAGGACGCACGCGCCUCACAAUGGAAGUAUCGAGUCGUGGUGCUUGAGCGCGUUCUUGGCCUCGGAGCCGCACACCUCAUCCCGAAAUGGCUCUUGGAUUGGUUCAAGCAAAAUCAGCCGACGAUGUUGGUGCAGUCGUGCAUGCGAUGUGGUCUACUAGACGACGCUCUACGGCACGCAAAUAGUAUGGUCAAGGAGGCUCAGGCAAAGCGUCUCGAUGAGCACGCAAGCAGUUCGUGGCUGCCCUACAACCUGAUCGACACUCUUCUGCAGCAAUCCGAAGACCCAAAUUCUAGACCGCCACAUGGAAGCUCCUCUGCAACUGCGACGAGAGAGCUAGCGCAGGCUCUACGCAGCUCCAUUCGAGAAUAUGUCGAGGAGCUGGAGAGGAAAGAGCGAGAGAUGAGGCGGUACGCCGAUAAAGCAGAGCUAGCGCGCAGCAGGAAGCUUCAGCACGGAGGCGACCCUGAGAUGGAAUGGGCGCCAUGACGAGGCGCUAAUCUGGCUAAUCAAAUAGUUCAUACGAUGUCAUACUGUCUGACAGCGAAUGUGACGUUUGCACGU
This is a messenger RNA of Ceraceosorus guamensis, 5191 nucleotides long. RefSeq lists its product as hypothetical. The record is from RefSeq and is a predicted model, not a curated record. The coding region runs from base 293 to 5116 and encodes 1607 amino acids. Lineage: Eukaryota; Fungi; Basidiomycota; Exobasidiomycetes; Ceraceosorales; Ceraceosoraceae. The transcript has 6 exons. Gene Ontology annotation, molecular function: structural constituent of nuclear pore. Gene Ontology annotation, cellular component: nuclear pore.